Molecule: messenger RNA, 330 nt
Organism: Colletotrichum lupini
Lineage: Eukaryota; Fungi; Ascomycota; Sordariomycetes; Glomerellales; Glomerellaceae
Product: 60S acidic ribosomal protein P1
Exons: 4
Coding region: 1-330 (109 amino acids)
Biological process (GO): translational elongation; cytoplasmic translation
Cellular component (GO): ribosome; cytosolic large ribosomal subunit
Molecular function (GO): protein kinase activator activity; structural constituent of ribosome; ribonucleoprotein complex binding
Source: RefSeq, a predicted model, not a curated record
AUGUCCACCGCCGAGCUCGCCUCUUCCUACGCGGCCCUCAUCCUCGCCGAUGAUGGUGUCGAGAUCACUGCCGACAAGCUCCAGACCCUGAUCAAGGCUGCCAAGAUCGAGGAAGUCGAGCCCAUCUGGACCUCCCUGUUCGCCAAGGCUCUUGAGGGCAAGGACGUCAAGGACCUGCUCUCCAACGUUGGCUCCGGUGGUGGCGCUGCUGCCCCCGCUGCCGGCGGCGCUGCCGCUGGCGGUGCUACCGAGGCUGCCGCCGAGGAGGCACCCAAGGAGGAGGAGAAGGAGGAGUCCGACGAGGACAUGGGCUUCGGUCUCUUCGACUAA